This is a messenger RNA of Cercospora beticola, 1836 nucleotides long. RefSeq lists its product as uncharacterized. Lineage: Eukaryota; Fungi; Ascomycota; Dothideomycetes; Mycosphaerellales; Mycosphaerellaceae. The record is from RefSeq and is a predicted model, not a curated record.
AUGCUUUUUGCCAGACCAUUCUUCGGCGCCCCGAAUCUCGAAGCCAGCGUCGCGGAGACCUAUGCAAGCAAUCUCGAUGACAUGGCCUACAAGAUCAUGUACGAAAUGUUCGCGGACGCCAAUGAGUACGAAAUCGACGAGAUGCUAAAGAUAAGUUCCCUCACGGUGUCCCUGGGAGCAAAGCACUCUGGUAGCCCAGCCACAAUUCAAAGCCUGUCGGAACUUCCAGUAUCAUGUCUCGGCGCCGUAUUGUUCGCGGUGGUGCUCAUUGUCGCCACGAUGGUCUCGAGCUACGUUCGCGGCUACCGGAAGGAGUCUCGUCGCCGAGAAGAGGUUGAAACUACUUUCCGGCGACGUGUAGCAACGGCCUGGAAUCUCCAACAGUGCCAUGAUGCACUGGGGGACCGAGAUUCCGCAUUGGAAUUUGAUCAGAAGCUCAAGCUGGAAGGAGAUGAGAGACCGACCUCCGCUCCAGUCUCUUUUACUCUGGCUGGCUUCGCUCUCAUGAUGGGCUCAUUCUUCCUUGCGAGGGAUGCAAAUGUGUAUCCUGCUUACCAAGGAAUCCUCUCCUGGCACUUGCUUCCAACCGUGCUCGCCUUGUCCUUCCUUUCUGUCGUCUCGUUGUUUCGAUAUCAAGCAGAGACGAAUGAUCCUGUUUACAAGGACACUCGGACCGAGAGGAGAGUCACCACCACAUACGCGGAUUUCCCUCUCUUUCUCUUGAUCAAGGACACUUUCACGGCAACGAAGCAAGAACUGCAGACGAAAUUCUCGGAACUUCAAAACCGAGUCAAGGCAAUGCUUCCUGGGCUGGCGAACAAGCUGGAAUCCUUCACAGGAGAGGACCUCUCACUGCAAUCCGUCCUCACUCAGACCCCGGCCUACGUUCUCGUCUUCCAGACACUCUUCAUCAACGUCUCGCGGGCUUUCACGCCAGCUCCGAACCCAGCCAACCUUCCAGAAGCAGAGCAAGACUCCAAGUUGAUAAUCAUGGCCUGUGCCACUUUCGCUCUGACGCUAGCAGGGCCAGCCAUGCUACUCUGUGAGAAACCCCUAUGGAACUGGUCCGUGAACUUGAGCAGAGACUCCAAAGAGGAUGUCCAAGGACGAAUCAAACCACUCAUCAGCACAUCCCUCUGGACCCUCUCCAUCACCUGGCGCCUCCUAGCCCUCGACCUCACAAUCUCCUACUUCGCGAACACCCUACCAAUCAUCGGCACAGUCCUAGGAGUUUUCUACACGUACUUUUUCUCAUCGUGGCAAUCAUGGCAACUUCUUCUCGAAAUUGUCUCGACGACACUCGGUAUCUAUUUCGUAUUGGAUAUGGGCAGGACAGUACUCUGCCUCUGCGGAGAUAUUGCCGAGCCAUUGGAUGUGACGGCCCCUCAUCCGCACGAAGGUAAGAAGCCAAUGACCGCGUACCAACGCCAAGUGUGGAAAAAGUACGUAGAGGAAAAGGGCGAUGCGCCAAUGGAUGAGUCGUCAGAUGAUUCGGAUGAUAGUAAGAAAUCAAUGACUGCGGAGCAACGUGAAGUGUGGAGGAAGCACGUAGAGGAAUUGGUUGAUGGAUUGCGAAGAGCCUCUCUAGAGAAAGAAGAAGAAGAGCGGAGGUUGCAGCUCGAAGAGGAAGCUAGACUAGCACAAGCAGCUGCUGUGCAGGGCGCGAAAACAGACGACGGGGACGAUGAAGGCUCGGAAGCAGACGAUGGAGACGACGAGGACGAGGACGACGAAUGGUUAGAAGUCGAGAAGCUCGAAACUGAGGCGGAAGUCGCGGAAUGGGAGCUCGUGCCACGGACUGUAUCCUGGCACAAGAGUACGAGGUCAGACUCGUAA